This is a messenger RNA of Aureobasidium vineae, 2580 nucleotides long. The record is from the annotation of a GenBank genome assembly. NCBI's taxonomy places the organism in Eukaryota, Fungi, Ascomycota, Dothideomycetes, Dothideales, Saccotheciaceae.
AUGACGACACUCCCAGCGAGCUAUGGCAAUGGUGACCGUCGCAAGAGACCUGUUGUCACCUAUGGGAGGCCUGCGCGCAACCCGACCUUCUCAGAAACCAGUGCGAGAUCUUUUUACGACGAGUCCAAGAAUACCACUUCGCCCUCCAAGCUGAAGCGACCGACUGCUGGUGCCAUCAGAACGAUUAAGGAUGCAGACGAUGAAUUCGACGUACCAGUGUCUGACGAUGAGGCAAAGCCCAUACCCUCCAAGUCGAAGAAAUCCCAUAAAUCUUUGGCCAAGACAAGUCCAGUCGUUGCUAGUGACGAGGCCAAUGGCAUCGGCAAUGGCGAUCUAGAUUCGGCCUCACCGCGCAAGCGCAAAAGAACCAUAUCACAGGCCGUCCAGUCCUCAGUCGUCCGACCAGUUACGAAGGCCAACAAGAUACAGCAGGUUGAACCAGAGUCUGAGAAGAUCGUUGGUGACUCUGCCCACCUGCGCCGCUCUAGGAGGCAAGUUGCUGUCAAAACUUCUCCUACCUCAGCUCCGUCGUCGCACAGAACCGAUCGUCAGGUGAUGCAGGCAAGAUACUCCGCGGGCUCAUUCACAAAGUCUGCCUGUCCGUUAUCUCCAGUGGUCGCUUCUCCAACCAGUCCGGCAGAUUCGGUAUCGAGCAUAUCCACGACACCAAAACAGAAGAAGCUAUGGCACGAGCUGCUUCUCUCAGACCCUCUUGACGAAGGUGUCCAAAACUCGACUCUCAAUUCUAUACAUUUCCGGUCAAACCGUAGUCUGACUCAACCAGACGUAUCAACACCACAGGCUUACAAUGCUCCAAUUUCGGGCGCAAUCAAGACUCGUAUUGUCGAUCGUCUGAAAGGGGAGGCUGUUUCUGCUCACAGUAGCGACGAGAGCUCCGAGGAUGAAGAGACUGAGCCGCUGGAAGAAACUUCCAACCUAGAAGCAUCAAGAACUUCCGCACAGUCUGGUCCCCAUGAAUUUACGCAGCAUUCUCAGUCGCAAAGUCAACUACAACUACAGCUGUCAUCAACCAGCCAAGGCAUCNAAAAGGUGACCUACGCUCGGUCGCGAACAUACUUGCAGGACAGUCUCGAAGACAUGAUCUUUGGUGAUCUGCCCAUUGACGCGACUGAACGUCCCAUAGCAAGCGCCCGACGAACUGAAGUUUCUCCGAGAACGACAUCAAAGUCCAAGGUUAGUGCCAACAACGAGUCGGAUGAAGAGUCUUUACAAGGCAUUCGAAGUAUACACGACCUUAGGGCAGCCGGGCACAAGAGCAGAUUUCUGGACGAUGUCACACGUCUUCUCGACGAUAUUAAGAAUCCAAAGCCAUCAACUCGAUCGCAAAGGCGCAUGGCACUCAUGGAGCUCUGUGGUACACUCACCGACAGUGACUUCGUUUCUCGCUUCAUUGAAAACGGGUUUGAUGCGAGCAUAAUUGCUCAAUUCCAGUAUGCCGGCAUGGAUGUGCUGGCUGAUAUGUUGCUGUGUGUCGUUCUUACCCGGAUAGCACAGGCGUCCGCUACACUUCUCCAGNGGGGUGUUCUGGACUUCCUCACCUCGUAUCUCGACGAAAACAAGGAUAUCAACCAGAUCGCACGAGACAGGAAGAGCAACAUGUCCAAGGUGGCACAGUCUGAUUACCUUGACUUCAUGGAAAAGGUUAGGUCUGCUGACAUUUGGGAAGAGUGCUCACCGAAGUACCUGACUCCUAGUUCGAUCGCUCUUCUGAGCAUCAACUGCAUAGUUGUGGCCCACAGGCGCAACAAGCACAGUGGCACCAUCCUUUCUUCCCAUACCGCAUCCAAGCUUGUCAGCUUGGCCACCAGUCAUGCAUCAGGGUCUGAAGACGUCUCACAAGCAAUCACCAACCGGGCAUUGUCUGCUCUCGAGGCCGCCACUACUCUCGAUGUGGACAGCGCAUCAUCGGACGUUUGGUCAGUCGAAACACUUACACAACUUGCAGUCGCUCUGCCCCAAUUCCUUAGUAUGCCAAGCCAUUCACAGGAACUUGCCCUGCGGUUUUGCUGUUCUGUGACCAAUGACAACAAAGACAACAGUAGUGUGUUCUGUGAACCUCAUACUAUACAACUGAUUGUGUCGUUGAUUAUCGAUGGCUUCAACUCGCGCAAGACGACGAUCGAAGUGGAGCUGGGCUCUGACNUACGACCUUUGGUUCUCGCUCUCGGACUGAUGAUCAAUCUGACCAGAGUGAGUGAGNCUNUACGCGAACGCGCUGCUUGCGUCAAAGAUGAAGGACUUGCUGCACUAGUGGACAUCUUCAUCAAAGGUCAGAAGAAAGCAGCCGAGAGUCAGUCGGAAGAAGAGAUGCAAGCCAACAUUCCGUAUGCUUGGCUAUCAGUUCUCCUCGGAUACAUCUGCUUGGACAAAGCUAUCAGGGCACGGAUAAGUGACUGGCUUCCAGGCGGCAAUGGAACCGUCCUUGUGGAUGCUGUCGAAGGAAUCGCACUCAUGAGCCAACAAGUGGAUAGCCAGAUCGCAGAGGAGAAGGGAGAAAUAUCGUCAGGAUUUACGCAGAAGCUCCAGGCUCUUGUCGCUCGUUUACGCGAUGGUGUGUAA